CGGAGUUCAAAGUUGAAAGUCGUAGCUUACAAACACACUGCAGCAGGCUGAGGUGGUAUGGCGCUGCUCGCUGGGUGUCGAGUCUUCUCUCAGGCUUUUCGAGGCCAAACGGCGAACCUCGACGGCGUCUGCACAUUGCAGGAUGUUAUGCAACGAGCUGUGUGCAGCCUGAGACGGUACAGCUCGGAGUCUAAGGCGGGGGAGGAGCUAACCGUUAGAUAUCUAGACGGAGAUGACUCAGGGAUUGUUGUCUUUGGGAUGAAUCGCCCUAAAGCUAAAAAUGCUAUCAGUAAAAACCUUGUAAAGAUGAUGUCUGAGGCUGUUGAAUCAGUGAAAAAGAACAACAAAGUGCGUAGUGUCAUCUUAUGCAGCAUGGUGCCCGGAGUGUUCUGUGCAGGUGCUGACUUGAAAGAGAGAGCCAAAAUGCAUCAGAGUGAAGUCGGGCCUUUUGUCUCUAAAGCGAGGGCACUUAUUACAGAGCUAGGCAAUCUGCCCAUGCCAACUAUCGCAGCCAUUGAUGGAGCAGCACUGGGAGGAGGACUGGAGAUGGCUCUGGCCUGUGACAUCAGAAUAGCAGCUACAUCCGCCAAAAUGGGACUGGUUGAAACAAAGCUAGCCAUCAUUCCGGGGGCGGGUGGUACACAGCGUCUCCCACGGACUGUAGGUGUAUCUUUGGCUAAGGAGCUGAUCUUCGCUGCUCGAGUGAUUGAUGGUACAGAGGCGAAGGCUCUAGGCCUGGUAAACCAUGCUGUUGAGCAGAACAAAAGCGGAGAUGCGGCCUACCUGAGGGCUCUGGAGCUGGCCCGUGAGUUCAACCCACAGGGACCUAUUGCAAUCAGAAUGGCCAAGCUGGCCAUUAACCAGGGCAUAGAGGUUGAUUUAACAACAGGAUUAGCAAUUGAAGAAGCGUGCUAUGCACAGGUGAUUCCAACGAAGGACAGACUGGAGGGUCUGGCAGCGUUUAAGGAGAAGAGACCCCCUCGCUACAAGGGCGAGUAAACCGGGCCCUUCCCUGCUGACCCGCUGCCUUCCAGAUUUCCUUUCACUGCUUCUGACGACUGUCGUAAAGAAAGCGCUAGCCUGCACUGCGCCUGCCUGACCAGCUGAGCCGCCGCCGGCCCUCCGUUGGCCUGCUGUCAGCCCACUGUUGGGAAAGACCAGUGGAGAUUCUGUUCACAAGGACUUAGCCAGGGUUUAGAGGUGAGAGAGGGAGGACCAUGAUGCUUCCCUCACCUGUGGAUCAACUCUGUUCUGCAUGGUGUGUCUUUUUUAAUUUAGUCUUUUUUUAAAUCACAGGUUUUGCCUUUCUUUACUACGUGUUGUGAAUCUGUUCUGUGUAAAGUGUCUUUAAAUGUUCACUUCAGGCGUUUCAUAAUUCAGACUAACACUACAGAGCAUAUAGAUAUAUAGACAGUAUCUAAGUAAUUAAAUAUUAAUAUAAGGAUACAUAAUAUUAACAGUGCAUAGAUUGAAGCUGCAUCAGAGCCUUCCAGAAGAUUGUUAUAAUCUACAUAAUGCUGUAUAGAGAAUGACCGACACUGUCACAUGUCCCUAGUAAUUGAAUUAAGGUAAUUAUUUUUCUUUUUUUAGGUAAGGUAAGGUAACCGUGCCCUUUAUUAAUUGAUGCAAUAAAACAUUGUCCAAAAGUA
Molecule: messenger RNA, 1649 nt
Organism: Colossoma macropomum (tambaqui)
Lineage: Eukaryota; Metazoa; Chordata; Actinopteri; Characiformes; Serrasalmidae
Gene: auh
Product: AU RNA binding protein/enoyl-CoA hydratase
Exons: 10
Coding region: 58-999 (313 amino acids)
Biological process (GO): fatty acid beta-oxidation
Cellular component (GO): mitochondrion
Molecular function (GO): enoyl-CoA hydratase activity
Source: RefSeq, a predicted model, not a curated record